Molecule: messenger RNA, 1759 nt
Organism: Drosophila busckii
Lineage: Eukaryota; Metazoa; Arthropoda; Insecta; Diptera; Drosophilidae
Product: cystathionine beta-synthase-like protein
Exons: 4
Coding region: 132-1676 (514 amino acids)
Cellular component (GO): cytoplasm
Molecular function (GO): cystathionine beta-synthase activity; cysteine synthase activity
Source: RefSeq, a predicted model, not a curated record
GCAGUCACACGCAUUUUUACCUAACAGGUGUAUUAUUGCAUUUAAAUAAACACACGUGUAAACCUAACACAAAGUGUGUUUUUAACUUAUAACCGAAUUCAAUUAAUUCAAUUAAAAGCUUAAACGUAACGAUGUCGUCCGGCAACGGUUAUGUGCGUCCCGCUGACUUUAUUGAUCCUGGCAAGCCAUCCAAGUGCACCUGGCAUCUGGGCACAACGGAGCAAACGCCACAUACUCAACGUGGCUUUGCAAAAUGCCAGAAAAUCACGCCGAAUAUUUUGGAAGCCAUUGGCUGCACGCCGCUGGUCAAGCUGAAUAGAAUACCCGCCAUGGAGGGCAUUGAGUGCGAGAUGUAUGCCAAGUGCGAGUUUCUGAAUCCCGGCGGUUCAGUUAAGGAUCGCAUUGGUUAUCGCAUGGUGCUGGAUGCCGAGGAGAAGGGUCUGCUUAAGCCUGGCUAUACCAUCAUUGAGCCCACGUCUGGCAAUACGGGCAUUGGUCUGGCUAUGGCCAGUGCCGUUCGAGGCUACAAGUGUAUUAUUGUUAUGCCCGAGAAGAUGUCCAAUGAGAAGGUUUACGCUUUGCGUACACUUGGCGCCACAAUCAUACGCACGCCGACAGAGGCGGCCUUUGACUCACCCGAGGGCUUGAUCUAUGUGGCCCAGCAGCUGCAACGCAAGACACCCAACUCCAUUGUGUUGAACCAGUAUACCAACGCGAGCAAUCCUCUGGCGCAUUACGAUGGCACGGCAGCAGAGAUUCUCUGGCAGCUGGACAAUAAGGUGGAUAUGGUGGUGAUAGGCGCAGGCACUGCUGGCACUAUCUCUGGCAUUGGACGCAAGAUCAAGGAGCAGUUGCCUAGCUGCCGCAUUGUAGGCGUAGAUCCCUACGGCUCUUUGCUGGCCAGUCCGCCAGAGCUUAACAAGACUGAUGUGCAAUUCUAUGAGGUUGAAGGCAUUGGCUAUGACUUUCCACCUACUGUCUUCGACCGGGACGUCGUGGAUGUGUGGAGCAAGAUUAGGGAUGCAGAUUGCUUCCCCAUGUGCCGUCGCCUCAAUGCCGAGGAGGGUCUGCUGUGCGGCGGCUCCAGCGGCGGUGCCAUGACUAUGGCCCUGGAGCAUGCACGCACCCUCAAAGCUGGCCAGCGUUGUGUCGUCAUCUUGCCCGAUGGCAUUCGCAACUACAUGACCAAAUUUGUCUCUGACAAUUGGAUGGAGGCGCGUGGCUUUAAGCAGCCAGUUAACGAGCAUUGCCAUUGGUGGUGGAACACGCCCAUUUCGCAACUGCAGCUCCCAGCUCCAGUAGCUACGAUUCCCUCCAAUGCCAGCGUUGCUGAAGCUAUUGCCUUGAUGAAGCAACACAAUGUGGAUCAACUGCCCAUGAUUGACUGCAAGUCUAGCACUGUCUUGGGUGUUAUCACCCAGGAGACGCUUAUUAAUCAAAUUGUGAGCAUGAAUCGUCAGAUGGAUGCACCCGCUCUUAAAGUUUUGAACAAGCGCAUCGUUCGUCUGCCGCCAUGUGAAGUUGUGGGCAAACUUGCUCGUAUCCUCGAGGUGGAUCCCAGUGUCUUGAUUGUUUCCAAAAAUGAAGCAGGCAUCGAGACUGCCUUGGCUCUAGCCAAGAAACUAGAUGUUACCAGCUUUAUAGCCGCUGGUCCCUGCUCCUCAAAUGGUCAUUAAAGCCAUUAAGUUUAUAAGUAAUUUGAGAGUUUUUUCGCUCAAGCAUUUAGACUAUAUAUUUUGAUAUUUUGGAUUAAAGUUUU